This is a messenger RNA of Amoebophrya sp. A120, 3764 nucleotides long. The record is from the annotation of a GenBank genome assembly. Lineage: Eukaryota; Dinophyceae; Syndiniales; Amoebophryaceae.
CGUCAAUGGCGGGGGCCGGAGCAGGAAUGGCAUCGACGGCGCCAGGAGCGAUGAAUAUGGGGACUAUGGGGCCGAUGGGAAUGGCGUCCAUGGCGCCGAUGGGUGGCGGAAUGGCCGCGUCCAUGGCGCCUGGUGCCUACGGCGCUUCGAUGUCACCAGCGAUGGCGUCGCGGAUGGGCGCCACGAUGCCCGCAUUCGGCGAACAACCGCAGCAAGCUUUCUCUCCUGCUGCUCCACUGAUGGAUGCUUCCCUCGCGGCCGCGUUUCUGCAAGGCCAACCUCCGUCCCCCGGAUCCAAUCGACCCCCGCCGAUCACGCCAGGGCCGGUGUCUCCGGUCCGGGUGAAGACGCUCCCCGGCCGGGGGGACCUGAUGAAUCUUCUCGCGACGUUUUACCCGGACGAAGAAGAGAAGCUAACGGAGCGGGAGUCCGUCAGGGUGCUGGUCAAGAACCUGGUCGAGAAGAAAGCGUCGAAUCACCGCUUCCCGCUCGACUGGCUUUCCACCGUCGCGAAACGGCAGAAACCCCGGGCCAUCCGGGAGGAUGAGUUGGGACAAAUGAACCAACUGGAAGAUUUGUACUAUCACAUGAAGCACGAUGGGAAGGACGGGUUCAAGUUGGACAAGAACGAGUUGCUGGUCGAGGGGAGCUUCCGUAUGCUGGAAGAUUUCUUUUUUCUUGAUACGUUUUUUUCUUGUUCUGAAAGAAUCUUGCUAAGGCUAAUUGUAGGUAGUUGUCCCACGAUGUUUGUAGUAGUUGUCGUUGUUGAUGCAAAGUACCGGAACUACUCCGAUUUGAAAAAGAAUAAAAACUCACGACGUUCUUGUUCGAAUCUGAAAUUUCAGAUGGUUUUCUCCCGAACGACAUGGUCCAAGUCCAGCGGCUUGACCCCGAUCCAGCGGAUCUCAACGGCUGCAACGUCACACUUGUCGGGAUCAAAAUGAACGAGCAACCCUGCACAGUUGAACUCCUACCCCAAGAUGACAAGCACAAGCACGUCGGCGCCACCGGUUCUUUGGUCCGGCUCAACGCGUAUCGGCUGCUAACUGCCCGCUGUCGCGAGGAGCUGAACAUGCUGGAAACUUCCCAAGCGGACGUUUUGUUCACGCACAGUGGGAAGAUCGGGCGCGUUGAGAGUGUCGGACACGGACCGUACCAGCCGUGGCGGGUGAGGCUAGCGGCCGUCACAGCGGAGGAGGACGAUGUCGUCGUCGAGGCGUUCCCGAUUUUGCUCAGUAAGUGGAUCGAUGUUGGGGACUUUGCGCACAUGGCGAAUCUUGCUUCGGGGGACAACACUGGAAUAACGACCUUCGACUUCGUCAACGGUGGCGCAAGCACGAGCCAGGCCGGACCGACCAGAGUGGUGCAGGUGUUGGAACAGGAAGUCGACGAAGCGGGGAGAGAUAUUCUUACCUGCAUCGAAGUCGACGCACAGGACUUGAUGGACGAGGAAGGAGAAGAUGUUGACCCCGCAGGCGCAAUAAGCGAAUCGCAGCUCGCGUUCGGCGCUGGUGCGACGCGCGUAGAUCAGAUCGAGGGAACGGAGUCGAAAAACAAGCAGCCGCGGCAAUUCGGGAAAUCCUUCAAGUGCUUCCCGGGCGAUUUGAAGUACUACCCGCGGGUAGGCUCGACGGUCUGGGUCUCUUCUGGAACCAAAAAUAUGACCGGAAAGGAGCAGGCUUCUUCCCCGGGGAAGAAGCAAAGGAGACCACCCGCGAACGACGAUUUUCUGCGGGGCGUGGUCUUGGCGGGUUACCCAGGCGCGUAUUUCCAGGUGCAAGUGACGCGGGACCUGGUCACGGCGAUCAAGGUGAUACACCUGAACCAAAUCGAACGCUACGACCCGUCGUCGGAUCUGGAGGAACCGGCUGUGCAGGAGGUACUGUUGAAAAUGAUAGUAUGAUUUCGAAAUUUGAUAUGAUUUCGAAAUUUGAUAUCUAAUUGUCUUUGCCUCCUUCCUUCCUCUUCAUUGUUUUUUGCGUAGCACGCUAAGUUCCAUUCCACAGGCAGAAAAUCAAGUGCAAGGAAAACGAGAAAAUUUAAUAUUUGCUACUAACGAUGUAGUAUUUACCAUUUAGUUUUUUGUUUUAGUUUACUUCAAAUGCUUAAAAGAUGUAUCUCUACUAAUAGUAUAGGAGUUUGGAUGUGCUUGGGUUUCCUCAGUCGCUCUUUAGAAGUGAAAUUACUUCUUGGCUCUUCACUCGAAGCCUUGCUUCUCAAGUCAACGUCAAAGAACCAUUCUUGUUUUGCUUUCUUCUCUCCUCAGGUCCACUGCCUCACAACCAACCUGGUCAAUUCCCUCCUCAACGCCGGCAGUUUCGCUCGCGUGAUCGGCUACGAAGCGACAGAACCUGCCCUGGAAAGCAAGAAAGUUCGCGUUAUGCGCGAAGACCCGCGGGAGCCGGGGGUUUUCUUUGUAACCCUACCACCCGAAUCCCUCACAGCCGCUCUGCGGGAGCAAAACAACGCGAUGGUCUGGCGGGUCCCCGACCAACACUUGGACAAAAUUCGCGAUCCCAAGGCGAAAUUUCUCGAGGGCGAGAAGGUCAAGCUGAAGGAUAUUGACGGGUUAGAGCAUAGAAUCGCACGGAUAAAGACGCUCGAGGACGCAAGGCACGUCUGGGUAAAAUUACAAGAUGGAAAGAUCUUGCGCGACGGGCUGACGACCAAGAAUAUCAUCAAAGCAGGUAAUAUCGUUCAUUGCGAGACUGCUUGUCAGUUUCUUCUUUUGUCUGUUCUUUUGAUUAUUACGACGCUACUUCCAUGAACAUGAUUACAGUCAUGAUGAAGAACAAGAACAUCAAUUAUCAAACGCUUCUAAAAACAGAGCAAUUCGUCCGCGAGUUGGAGGAACUAGGUCCGAUGGAGCGCAGCAAGGUGUUCGAAGCGGAGGCGAAGGAGCUCGCGGCCCUGUACGACUUGCAGCUGCAGGAAAUCAGCGCGUGUCAACAACUGCUCCUCCAGGACCAGGAACGAUUUUCCUACUUGCUCGCCUCGGCGCAACAAAGGGUGAGGAACAAGCAGGGAACCGUUAAACCCCUGUACUACGAAAAUGACGAGUUUGAGGAACUCCUGCCGGUGUUGAAGGCCGGCUUGGAUUUCCGCAUCCAGGAACUUGUCGAAGACGGACGCCGGAUCGAGCGAACGGAAGAACGCUUAAGGCGGAAAAUAUUCCUCGCGAUCCAGGAGUACGAAGUCGCGCUGUUGUGUUCCACCGGCCUGGUCAGCAAUCCAGUCCUCCUGAAGCGCAUGCGGCAGCAGGAGCGGGUACUGAACCGACAGCAAGAGGCGCUAGAUUGGCUGCGGUUCGACCGAGAUUUGGCCGCUGACGAAGCGAAACGGUUGCGCCGGGAAGCCUGCGAGCCACGGAAUCUACCGCACAUCGACACUAUCGCGGCGAGCACGGUCGAGGGGUUUCCGAUUUUCACGAAUUCAUCUGCGGGAUGAAACUACGUGGGUGCAACAGGAUGAGACCAAAGGAAGAAAUGAACUUUGAAUUUGAUGCACAUUGAAACCCUUCUACUUCUUACACUAAAGAAAAACCUUCGAAGAAGCUGAUUUAUGUAAGUUAUAUUUUGCGCUUUAUUGUUUACAUGAUUCUACUCAACACAACAUCCGAUGCAAUGAAUUCAACAUGAGCUGUCCCUCGUGCAGCCAUCGAAUGAGCAGUUUGAGCUGAAGCCAUCCAAUUUCUGAAUACUUCGAUUUUAUUGCCGACGCCAACCAACGCGACUAAUUUUGUUUACACGCUGAACGCAGGACGG